Messenger RNA from Diutina rugosa, 2085 nucleotides. Its product is annotated as glycine-rich domain-containing protein. NCBI's taxonomy places the organism in Eukaryota, Fungi, Ascomycota, Pichiomycetes, Serinales, Debaryomycetaceae. The record is from RefSeq and is a predicted model, not a curated record. Bases 1 to 2085 code for a protein of 694 amino acids. The transcript has a single exon.
AUGCGCAGUGGCGACUCGCAGUCGACCGAGGACACCGCCGUCGACGCCGACCCGCUCGCCCCCCAAUGGUCGCUCGACCGCCUUUCGCAAAUCGACCUUGGGGAAAUGCUGGCGGUGACGACGAGGGUGCUGUUUUCCAAUCCCGAUUUCGGCUAUAUCCUUGCUAAUGCCCUGGGAGACAACUAUGCGUUUCAUCGCUAUGCUAACGGCACCGUUUACGGGCUGAUGCCCACGGUCCCCGAGGUGACGGCCCACCUCAAAUUGCUCCGGGCCUUCCAAGAAUUAAAGCGUUCUGUAAGCGGAGACGACUGUGAAACACCUCAGCUGAUUAAAAAAUGGCAAGUGUUUGUGUCUCAGGCGGUUCGGAGGUUCGUCAUGUUCAUUACUGGCCUACAACGACGACUCCAGAAACCUACCAACCCGAAGUUUAAUCAACUGGAAUCAGCAACGUUUGACGACGCCAUUGCCGUUGAUCCUGAUUUCGUCACGUUGAUCCUGACGCUGUUGCCGCCGUUGGACGUGGUGAUGGUAUGGCACGCGUUUAUGCUUUCUCCGCGACUGUACUACGACCACUUCGCGAGAGCACAAUUCCUUCAAUUUGCAUUGAUGCCGAUGCCCGUCCACGUGAUUGCCGACGCCAUUGACCCGAUCCUGUUCAGUUAUCGCCCCAGCCAGCAAGUGCGCGAUAACUAUUUGGAGAUAAUUAAUGCGGUGGGAUCUCACCCCACGGACUUUAUCUACGAUAUUGAGGCUCAGGACACUAACGGAUUGGUAGUAGAUGUAUACUGUCCCAUUUGCGAUAAGCUCAUCACCAAGGCUCCGUUGUCUAAUGACGAAAAUACGGGGUUUGCCGACCGCGACUUCGAGUGCCCCAUUCCGGAAGAUCUGCCGUGCCAACACAAAAUCGCCGGCUCGAUAACCCACGCCGAGCUCCAAAAACGCAUGCUUUACGCCGACGUGCUCCGCCGGCGCCCGUUAGCGGGGCUUUUCAAGUACUUUUCCAAUCGCAUCUGUCUUGACCGCCAAAAGAGUAUGCGCUCUGACUCUGCACAACGCCAGCUCCAAAAGCGAGUACUGAAACUCGUGAUGCUGCCUCAGUUUGUCCGUCGCUCAUUGACGGAGUUUAUGAAGCAUGAAUUGCCUCGUUUCUGUGAGAAACCUAUCAUUACUCUACUCCGCACUUACCUCAUGGCCAACCCCUUACAUCUCACAGUGGACGGCCUGUUCUCAGUGUGGGACGACUUGGUUGGGGCAGUGCUUCGCCAAGAGCGGUUCACCGUGAAAAUGACCCAGCUAGACUGGCUCCACAACCAGCUCCUCAAAAAGACGAUCGCCGAGCUGAUCAUCCGCUACCUGCGCUACCUAAACUUGCUCACCCGCACCGACCACCAGCGGAUGCUUGUGCCCACGUUGGACAUCGAUCUCAUCUGGCACACCCACCAGUUGUCGCCUUACUUCUAUUAUCAGGAGUGUAUGCUGUCGCUGUUAGGCGCCGUCAUCGACCACGACGAUAAGGUCGAGGAAGCGAGACUCGACCUGGGGUUCAAGGAUACCGCCCUGCUCUACUAUACCAAGUUUAAAGAGCCGUAUCUCAUCUGCUUUUGCAAGUACUGUCUGCAAAUACGCCACACUCAGCAGAAACUGCCCGGGGUCCAGAUCCUUCUGACGCUAGGGAAAAAACCACCGGGCCAACACGACCACGAACUAGCGCAACACCCGUUAUUCCUGCCGCAAAUGGGACUCACCCAUAUCUCCCAUCAUAACGCUAUCGCUAUGCCCACCUAUUCGGCUCGCCAGGCGCGAAAGCACUUGGAACUGCGAUAUAAAGGUCAGUUGCCGUGGGCAGCACCUCAACCUGGUUCGCUGGUGGCACUGCUGCUGGCUAAUUCAGGGGGAAACCCCGUUUCAGUGGCAGGAGCCGAGUACUACGUGCUUCCUCCAUUUGCACCCAUCCACUUUGAUUCGCGCCAUUUCUACGAGGGAUUAUGUUGUACGAUAAGAGAUCAGGGUCCCAAUUGUCUGGGAGUGAGUGGGUGUAGCGGCAGUGUGGGUGGGGAUACCGGUAACGGCCAACGGAUCGUUUAA